Messenger RNA from Pieris macdunnoughi, 558 nucleotides. Lineage: Eukaryota; Metazoa; Arthropoda; Insecta; Lepidoptera; Pieridae. The record is from the annotation of a GenBank genome assembly.
AUGAAGUGCAUUAUUCUCGUUGUCCUAUCCUGCGCUGCAGUAUUAAACGCCCAGCCAUUUGGAGGUCUUGGUCUAAGAAGAAUGGGUGGGUUAGGCUUAGGGUCUGGAUUAGGCCUAGGUGGUCUUGGAAUGGGAGGAAUGGGCCUAGGUGGUGUCGGCAUGGAAGGAAUGGGUCUAGGUGGUCUUGGUAUGGGAGGAAUGGGUCUAGGUGGUCUUGGAAUGGGAGGGAUGGGGGUAGGUGGUCUUGGAAUAGGAGGAAUGGGGGGAGGAUACACCGGCGGUGGCGGAUAUGGUGGUGAGGGUUAUGGCAGUGGCGCAAGUGGUUUCGGAAGCCAAGGUUACCAGAAUGCUGGAGCGGGUGGCUUUCACAACGUUGGUGCUCAUCACAAUAAAGUUACAUCUAUAAACCAAGCUGAAGAUUCUGGCUUCCACAACGUUGGUGGUGGAUCAGCGAUGGAUAACGCUGGUUACGCCGGAAACGGAUAUAAUGGAUUUGAAAACGGUGCCUCACAAUUUGGAAAUGGUUUUGGAUCCGGCAGUCAAGGAAUGAUAAUAUAA